This is a messenger RNA of Biomphalaria glabrata, 4556 nucleotides long. Its product is annotated as GDP-fucose protein O-fucosyltransferase 1-like. The transcript has 9 exons. The record is from RefSeq and is a predicted model, not a curated record. Gene Ontology annotation, molecular function: peptide-O-fucosyltransferase activity. Gene Ontology annotation, biological process: protein O-linked glycosylation via fucose; Notch signaling pathway. Bases 195 to 1406 code for a protein of 403 amino acids. NCBI's taxonomy places the organism in Eukaryota, Metazoa, Mollusca, Gastropoda, Planorbidae.
UAUCUUAUAUAAUACAGACGUUACUUCAAAAAAGAAGAUGAUUACGUCCUACGCGUCAUGCAUUUAGUCAUGCAUAUUAACCAAUGACUUAAAUUCUGCCAAGUCACUGGUUUUCCUGGCUAGCUCAGGCAACCCAUUCCAUGCUCUGAUAGCACUAGGGAAGAAGGAGUAUUUGUACAAAUUUGUCCUAGCAUAUGGGACGAGGAAUGUGCCUUUAUCUUUGUGUCUUUCAGAUUUUAACAAUCAAGAUGGCACAAGGCAUUAAACUAUCAAAACUAUUUCUUGCUGUUUUAUUGCUAUCUUCUGGCAUGUGGCAUUCAACAGCUGAAGAUCUAAACAUUGAUCCUAAUGGAUAUAUAGUUUAUUGUCCUUGCAUGGGUAGAUUUGGUAAUCAAGCUGAUCAGUUUCUUGGAUCUUUAGCUUUUGCCAAGGCAGUGAACAGGACUCUCGUAUUGCCUCCAUGGGUAGAGUACAGAAAAACUAGCCAUAAAGCAGUCAUGGAACCAUUUGAUACCUACUUUCAAGUUAAACCAUUCCUGCAGUAUCAUAGAGUCAUUACUAUGGAACUGUUUAUGGAAAACCUAGCACCAUAUAUAUGGCCACCUGGUAAACGAAAAGUAUUCUGCUAUGCAGCUCGCCAUGGUGCCAAACAGGAUGAAUGCAAUGCCAAAGAUGGUAGUCCAUUUGGUCCUUUCUGGGACUGGUUCAAUGUAAACUUUGAUGAGUCUGUGAUCUUUGGGCCACUUUUUUAUGACACAGAAAGUCCAAUGGCCAUGAGCCAAUGGCAGGAAAAGUAUCCAAGUGAAGAGUACCCGGUGCUAGCCUUUGUUGGUCCACCUGCUGGGUUCCCUGUGUCUGCCUACCAUGCCAAACUUCAUAAGUACAUGAAAUGGUCAGAGCAGUACAGCAACAUGGCUGAUAUAUUUAUCAAAGACAAAAUACCAGACAGGCCAUUUAUUGGCAUUCAUUUGAGAAAUGGGCCAGAUUUUGAGCGGGCUUGUGAACAUGUGACCAGUACGCCAACAAUGUUUGCAGCCAAACAAUGUAUAGGAGAAAGGGGAGAGUAUGGCCCCACGACUCAUGAGAUGUGUUUACCAUCCACUAAUACCGUCACUCAACAGUUAAAGAAAGAAGUGGAAAAACAUGGGGCUAAAACUGUUUUCAUAGCCACAGAUUAUAAUGAUUUGAUGUCAGAGUUUGCUCAAGUGAUCCCAACUGUUAAACUUGUGAAGCAACCAUUUCCUGCCAACCCCUUACUAGAUCUGGCUGUUCUGGGUAGAUCUGAUCAUUUCAUUGGGAACUGUAUCUCAACAUUUACAGCUUUUGUUAAAAGAGAGAGAGAUACAAACAGGGCUUCCACUUCUUUCUGGGCCUUUCAGAAAAGGAGGAAAAGAAUUGAAUUGUGAUGUUUUUUUUCCUACAUUGAGAUCCUUCACUGAAAGCAAUAACUGUCACCCACACUUAGUUCAAUGAAAAAAUCUAAAAUAUUUUUUCAUGUCUACAGUAUUAUACAUAUAUAUAUUUUUAUUUUUUUUUAUUGUAGAUUGGUUUAUUUUGAUGAAGUUUUUCUGUGUUUAUUUUUAUUUUGGGUGCUACUAGUGUUCUCUGACAAUGACCUGUCAAGUUAUUGUUCUUGUUAGUUGACAGUUCAUAAUUGGAAUGUUAUUCAAAUGAUACUUUUGCCAUUCACUGCCAUUAUGUAUUUAUUCAGCUGUAUUUAUUGACUGUAUCCUGCUUACCAUUAACUUAUUCAAUUUCUUUUUAUACUGAAUAUUGACACUUAUUUUGUAACAUUUAUACAAAACAAAGCUGUUAUUAAAAAUACUUUUUUAAUUUAGGCAUCAUAUGUUUGAUAUAUUUUUAAAAAUAUACAUAGUCUGGAUGUUAUAAUUGUUAUUAUUGAUUUUGUAUAGUGUGUAUUAUAUGCUUCUAUUGUCACUGGGCUUGUGGAGGAUAGGGUAUCUAGAGGUUCUGUGGAGGAAGAAAGUUCCACUGCUGCAUUUAUAUACUUUUUAUAUCAUAGAGUAUCAUUAAAAAUGGUUGCAAAAAAUUAUGAAACUUGUAUUUUGAGCAUGCUUGCUUUUUUUUUUUAAUAUUAUAUUAAUAAGAGAAUCUCUGAUAUGUAGAUAAUCUGAUGUGAAAUAAGCAAAGGUGGCCUAAACAAGGGAAACUACUCUUAAUAUCUGAUACUACAGAAGUGUUUCUUUUGUUCUUAAGAGCUCAUUACCAUUAUCUUAAAUAUGUAUAUAACUAGCCAGAUAUUACCUGCUGCCCGUGGUUCUUAACUUGCGUGUCAAUGAUGUAGUUACUGAUAUAGUUUAUAAGUAACAAUUAAAGAAAAUAAUAAUGUUAUAAGUAAAGUGAAUUCAUGAAUAUAAAAAUAUUAUGAAUGGAGCUAAAAAUAGCUUAUCAACCUAAAUGCAAUUUUUUAAUGAAAAUAUUGGCUUUUGUAUAGAUUUAUAUUUAGAAGCAUGCGAUAUCAAGAAUAGAGUUGCAUCUAUGGCGAACGAAUGUAUGUAAAAAUGCUUUAGAAAUAUAAAUUUGAAGGUUAAUUUGAUUUAAAUAUGAAAUGAAUGGACUAUAUUUUGUAUGUUCAUGUGUUAAAGUAUAAAGUAGUUCUGUCAUCUUAGAAUUAGAUCAAGAGUUAGAGUUAGACCUAGACAUCGGAUGUUUGUGUGCAAGCGUGACCUUUCCCCUCUUGUCUCAUGUAAACAUGUCUAGUUGGAUUCUAAAAUACAUCAGGACGUCUAAAUUCACAGAUAUAAGGAACGAAUUUAUGUGAAAAUGCUUUUGAAACAUACAUUUGAAGAUUAAUUUGAUUAAAUAAUGAAAUCAUAGACUAUAUUUUGUAUUGUCAUGUGUCAAAGUAAAAAACUAUCUGUGCAAAAUGUAUAUAGGUCUAAAAAUUAGAUCUAGAUCUAGAUCCUUUCAAUAUUGUCUCAUGUAAACAUGGCCUAGAUCCAUGAAAUAGUAAUACUUUCAUAGAGUUGAGCAACUUUUUUUUUUGAGGGUCUUAAGUUUGUUUUAGGGCUAUAGAUAUGUUACAGUUCCAGUUAGUACCCAAAGAACAUUUAUGCCAAGUUUUAUCAAGAUUGGUCAAAAGGUUUUGAUUUCUAUUGGGACAUACGAACAUACGCCUUACUUUCUACUUUACAGUAUAGAUAUAUUGGGGUCAGUGCCUUAACAUUUUUCAGUGGAUUUCACUAUAUAUUUAUAUAGUUGUAACUAUGGUCUAUAAUUAUGUAGAACAGGUUUAAGAAAUAUUAUUCAUAUCCUAAUUCUGAAAUCAGUUGUGGUGAUGUAAAUAAAGAGCCAAAUUUUGUUUUUUGGUUCUGUAUUAUUUUAUAUUUUGGGUGUAAUUUUCAACUAUAGUAGAUCUAUUAUUGAUGUAGCUAGAAAUUUUCUUCUAUAUUUUUAUUUUUUAUUUAUGUUAAUCAUAAAGUUACUCCAAACAUUAAAUUGGAAUAAAUAGGUUAUUUAUUAUUAACAGGUUUAUGCGCAAAAAAUUUGUAAAUUUGUAAAAAGACUACAAUACAUCAGUUAUUACAUGUACAAAGUAUUUGAGUGCUUAGAUUGCAAUUACAGGUUUGAACAAAUGGGAGUUUUUGCUUAAGGCAUUGACUAACUAAAUAAAGCAAAAAUUACUCACAUUUCACUUGGUGGAGGAUUACUUUUUUUUUAUAAUUGACCUAUUUAUAUAAUGUUAGUUUGUUUCACGGGUUUGGGAUGUUCACAAAAAGUCAUCUAUUGUUAUAUAUGAUUAUACCCUGCUGUUUCUAAACAUAGACAUGUUUCUGGUGGUUGUUUGUUUCAGUUUGAUCUGUUGCUUGUCAUUUAUUUUUAAUUAACUUUUUUUUAUCUGCCAAAAUUGAGAUAAGACUAAAUGUGGGUCAACAAAAAUGGCUAAGGUGGAUUUUUCGAAGUCAUUUACAGAAAUCAGAUCACAAACAAGGAAAUUCAAUGCCGAACUUGGAAUUGACCUCUUAAUGAGAUUGUGACUGAGCGUUGCAUGAGGUUUGCAGGACAAGUCCUCCAACAGAAUAAAUUAUGUAUGCCAAGAGCUGCAAUGACAUGGAAGUCAAUACAAGGAAAGCGCAAACAGGGACGUCCUCGUAUAACUUGAUGCCACACUUUCAUGGAGGACCUUGGAGCAGUGGACACCAUGUGGGAAGAGGCUUCAGACAUUGCCAGUGACAGAUCUUUAUAGCUUGCACCUCAUGGCGUGGGAGGGUCUAAGUCUGAGUAGGUUUGAACUUGAUGAAUGUUAUUAAUAACAAAACCAUAAAUUAAAUUUGCAUUGCAUAUUUUUUCUGACAGUCAUUUUAAAUGUAUUUAUUCAAUAGAUCAAUAAGUUUCCCACUAUAUAGUCUAUAUACAAGACAUGAAAGAUUAAGAUUCAAAAAAUAUAAAAUCAUUAUUGUGUUAGUCAAAUCCUAGACUGUGUGUAUAGAUAAGUAGGCCUAAAUGGAUGUACAUACAUUAAAGAACAAAGUCAUAUGUAACCAAAUGUUUACAUUUUCUGACUUCAUGUUUGUUGUAAAUAAAAAAUGAUAAGA